AUGGGACUUGAUUAUGCAGACGUUGCGCGGCCUCUGGUUGAUCUUACACGUAAAGACGUUAGUUUCAAAUGGACAGAACUUCACAAAAAGGCGGUGCGGCAGCUCAAACAGCGCUUAAUCGAUUUCACAGCAUUACAAGUUCCCGACACCAAGAAGCCUUUCGACUUAUACACGAAUGCCUCUGGUUAUGCGAUCGGAACGGUUCUAGAGCAAGUAGGCAAGCCCAUCGGUUUCCUCAGCCAAGUUAUGAACCAGACACAACAGAAGUACUCGAUCUACGAUCAAGAAUUCUUGGCGUUGGUCACGGCCCUGGACAAGUGGUCUCAUUUGCUCCGUGUCACCAAAGUUACAGCUCAUACAAAUCACCAAGCCCUUACGCAUCUUCAGCAACUCCAAGCAUCGAAGCCUUUGCGCGGACGCACCACUCGGUGGUUAGACUUCCUGGCCGAGUUCCCGGAUUUGCGCAUUACUUAUGUUCAAGGAACGCGAAAUCAGGGAGACUACAACGGCGCCUCAUAUCAUGUGCGCCUCUCCUUCGUUUUAGCGAUGUCUUUCAUGUCUAUGUCUGCGGCAAUUCUGCCUGUUUCCAUGACUAAAUGGAAUCUUAUUGGCGCAUGUUUCUUGUCUCGGAAGAGAUUCCUUGGUCGUAAUGGCAAACGAGCCCGCACCUCGAAUCCAUACAUUGUUGUGGCAGCAUAG
Molecule: messenger RNA, 699 nt
Organism: Eimeria necatrix
Lineage: Eukaryota; Apicomplexa; Conoidasida; Eucoccidiorida; Eimeriidae
Product: OSJNBa0079C19.6 protein, related
Exons: 2
Coding region: 1-699 (232 amino acids)
Source: RefSeq, a predicted model, not a curated record